Molecule: messenger RNA, 1500 nt
Organism: Striga hermonthica
Lineage: Eukaryota; Viridiplantae; Streptophyta; Magnoliopsida; Lamiales; Orobanchaceae
Source: the annotation of a GenBank genome assembly
AUGGGGAGUAAUCAGAUCGAAAGCUACAACUCUAAGAUGACAGCUUAUGUCUUCGCCUGUUGGAUUCUUGCUGCCUUUGGUGGCCUCAUGUUUGGCUAUGACAUUGGAAUUUCAGGUGGUGUGACGUCCAUGGACGAUUUCCUGGUGAAGUUUUUCCCCAAAGUGCACGAGCGGAAGAUGCACGUGUACGAAGACAACUACUGUAAAUACGACGAUCACAUGCUGCAGCUGUUCACGUCCUCUCUCUACUUGGCAGCACUUGUGGCCAGCUUCUUUGCUUCCAAGGCGUGUACAGUUUUGGGCAGACGGCCCACGAUUACGAUGGCGUCCGUUUUUUUCAUUCUCGGCGCGGCACUGUGCGCCUUCGCGGAGUUCAAAUGGAUGCUUAUAGUUGGCCGGAUUUUGUUCGGCAUUGGCGUUGGCUUCGGAAACGAGGCCGUCCCGUUGUUUCUAACGGAAAUAGCACCGAUUCAUCGAAGAGGUGGAGUCAACAUUCUCUUCCAGCAAUUCGUGACGAUUGGUAUCUUCAUAGCCAACCUCAUUAACUACGGCACCUCCAAAUCCCACCCGAACGGCUGGCGCAUCUCGUUGGGGCUUGCGGCUGUCCCGGGAGCCGUCCUCUUUGUCGGGUCCCUCAUCAUCACCGAGACACCUGCCAGCUUGGCACAGAGGGGUCGUGAGGACGAGGCUAAAGCGGCCCUGAAAAAAGUCAGGGGUGUUGAGGACGUCGAGGAUGAGUUCAGGCAAAUCUUGGCGGCCAGUGAGCAAGGCCGGCAGGUGAAGAACCCGUUUAUGAAGAUAUUCAAGAGAAGAGCCAUACCGGCUCUAAUCGUGUCCAAUGCCGUUCAAGUCUUCCAGCAGUUCACUGGGAUUAAUGCCAUCAUGUUCUAUGCUCCCAUUUUGUUCCAAACGUUGGGCUUCGGAGCCGAUGCCUCCCUUCUCUCGUCGGUUAUCACGGGUUUGGUUAAUGUCUUCUCGACUCUCGUCUCUGUUUUCGCCGUGGAUAAGUUUGGGAGGAGGAAGUUGCUUCUCCAGGCCUGCGUUCAGAUGUUAAUUUCCCAAGUGGCGAUUGGUGGGAUACUUCUAGGCCACCUGAAGCCGACUGGGUCGCUAGACAAGGGGUUGGCGGGCGUGGUGGUGGUCCUCGUGUGCACGUUUGUGAUGUCGUUUGCGUGGUCGUGGGGCCCAAUGGGUUGGCUUAUCCCGAGCGAGAUCUACCCGAUCGAGACUCGCACAUCAGGAUUUGCUGUGGCCGUGAGCUCCAACAUGAUCUUUACGUUCAUAAUCGCGCAGGCAUUCCUGUCGAUGAUGUGCCACAUGAAGGCCUACAUCUUCUUCUUCUUUGCGGCGUGGAUUGUGGUGAUGGGCCUGUUUGUGCUGUUUCUAUUGCCCGAGACGAAAGGCGUCCCGAUCGACCUCGUUGAGGAGAGGCUCUGGAAAAAGCACCCCGUUUGGAAGAGGUUCUUCGAGGAAGAAGUGAAGAGCUACGACAUGGCAUGA